ACUGGUUCCUCUACUAUUUCACCACGGUAUGUGCAGAACUUCCCCUUUUCUCUCCAUCUGUUACCUUCUUUCUUUCUGCUGCUCAUGCGUCAAAUAGCAUUCACUUUCCUUUGUAUUCUGUGUUCUUGAUUUCGAAAAAUUCUCUAGCUCUGUUGCCCUUCUCAUCUAUCCUUGAAUUUCGUUGCACUUUCUUGCUUGCAUCUGUUGUUACCCACCACAAAAAAAGAAAGAAACAAAAUAGGAAAUGGCCCUGGAUCCCAUUCUUGCUAUUGUUCCGAUGAUUGUCGAGUACACUUUCGUCCCCGUCAAGCGACACCUCAGUUACGCUUUCAACUGCGGAAGCAAGGUUGAAAAACUGAAGAAUCAGGUUGAGAACCUAAAAAAUCAGAGAGAUGGUUUGAAGCCGCAUGUUGAUGAAGCUACGAGGCGAGGAGAUGAGAUCUAUGCUAAUGUUCAAAACUGGCUGACCAGUGUGGACGAAGCUAUUGGGGAGGCUGAUGAUCUCGUCGAUGAAGAACAAGCAAGGGAAAGCUGUUUCUUGGGAUUGAUUCCCAAUUUGAAGAAGCGUUACAAGCUGAGCAAGAAAGUAGAGAAGAAAGCUCAAACAGUUGCUGAGCUUCGGGAGAAAGGCAAAUUUGAUCCCGAUCGAAUUGCCUGCCGCCCUCCUCUUUGGCAAAUAGUGCCUCCAUCUGUCUAUAAUAAUGAAGAGUUGCAUUCAAGGAUUUCUAUCUUGGAGAAAGUUAUGAAUGCGCUGAGGGAUCCUGCAUUUAACAUGAUAGGAGUGUAUGGUCUGGGUGGUGUCGGAAAAACCACUCUAGCAAAAGAAGUCCGAAGGAAAGCAAUAGAAGACAAGUUAUUCGAUGUUGUACUUAUGGGUACUGUGUCUGAAACACCGGAGCUUCGAAAAAUUCAAGGGACGUUCGCAGAUAUGCUGGGCCUAGAAUUAAAAGAGGAGACUGAAGAAGGGAGAGCAUGUCGAUUGCGUCAACGAUUACUGCAGGAGAAGAAGAUCCUCGUGAUUUUGGAUGAUAUUUGGGAACAACUCGAACCGGAGAAACUAGGAAUUCCUUUUGGGAAUGAUCACAAAGGAUGUAAAAUAUUUCUGACCUCCAGAAGAGAAGAUAUAUUGUCCCGAGACAUGGGCACCCAAGAAAGUUUUGAGCUUCGAGUUCUAUCAGAAGCAGAGGCGUGGAGUUUAUUUGUGACAGUGGUUGGUGAUGUUACGAAUCAGGACUUGCGCUCUAUAGCAACUGAAGUAGCAAAAAAAUGUGCAGGUUUGCCCGUCUUAAUUGUUACAGUUGCAGGAGCUUUGAAAAAUCGGGACUUGAACGAAUGGAAUGUUGCUUUGGAAGAGUUAUCUAAGGUUGACAAUGAAGGAAUUCAGUCAAAAGUAUACGCAACUCUGAAGUUGAGCUACAACCAUUUGGCUAGUGAAGAACUGAAGUCUUUUUUCUUGCUUUGUGCUCAAAUUGCUCAGAGUGAUAUUCAAAUCGGGGACUUGCUGUUGUACAGUAUGGGUUUGGAUUUGCUUAGAAGCAAGGAUACAGUGGAGUAUGCAAGAAACAGAGUAUAUAAAUUGGUAAGAGACCUCAAAGCCUCUUGCUUGCUAUUAGACGGUGACAGGAAUGGAUCUCUGAAAAUGCAUGACGUUGUUAGGGAUACUGCUCUCGAUAUUGCAUCUAAAUCUCAACACCCAUUCACAUUCAGAGAUGUAGUUGAAACAAAAGAAUGGCCAAACAGGGAUUUCAGAAGCUGCUCCAGAAUCGCUUUGCCUUCCUGUGAAAUCCAUGAGCUUCCUGAACGGUUGAGUGCCCAAAAUUAGAGUUACUUGUCCUCGGAAGGGGAUCUAUUCAUUCGGAAGGCCCUGAUUUGAAUAUCUCUGAUAUAUUUUUUGAAGGGAUUACAAAGCUUAAAGUACUCCAUUUCACUGGGAUGUGUUUACGGUCCCUGCCUCCAUCUCUUGGUUACUUAACAAACCUUCUUACUUUGUGUUUAGAUGAAUGUGUAUUGCGGGAUGCAUCUGUGAUAGGUGAACUGAAGAGAUUAGAGGUCCUCAGCUUUCGUAGAUCUAUGAUAGAAGAGCUGCCAAGAGAAAUAGCGCAUUUAACUGGGCUGAAAUUGUUAGAUCUGAGCGACUGUGACAAACUCAAAGUCAUUCCGGCAAAUGUCAUAUCAAGGUUAUCCCUAUUAGAAGAACUGUAUAUGCUGGAGAGCUUUGGUCAAUGGGAGCUUCAAGGUCUCAACAGUUCAAACAAUGCAAGCCUUGCUGAAUUGAAAAACCUGUCUAGGUUGACAGCGUUGGAAAUAGAUGUUCCAGAUGUCAAGAUGUUACCGAAAGACUUAUUCUCUAAUAAGUUGGAAAGGUAUGAUAUUGUUAUCGGAAAAAAGAGGAUUCGGUUUAAUGAGUAUUUAUCCUCAAGAAGGCUGAGGAUUCGGCUUAAUACAGACAUUCAUCUGGAUCAUGGAGUUGAUUUGUUGCUCAAGAAAGCAGAAGUUCUAUAUCUAGAUAAUGUGAAGGGGAUCAAGAGCAUUUUGUAUGACAUGGAUCGGAAAGGGUUUCAGCGAUUAAAGCAUCUUGACAUCGAAAACAGUGAUGACAUUCAAUAUAUUAUUAACUCAACGGUGCAGGUCCCUAGUUUAAAUGUCUUUCCCAUCCUGGAGUCUUUGUCUUUGAAUAAUUUGGUGAGCCUAGAGAAGAUUUGUUAUGGGCGACUAACAACAGGGCCUUUCACCAAAUUAAGAAUAUUAAAAGUCGGAAGAUGCAACAGAUUGAAGAGUCUCUUCUCAUUCUCCAUGGUUAGAAACCUAUCUCAGCUUCAGGAGAUGACAGUAGAAUAUUGCCAGAACAUGGAAGAGAUUGUGAUCGAUCAAAGUGGCGUAGGAGAAGACAAUAUAGAAGUGGCUGAGUUCAGUCAAUUACGUUCCCUGACACUAGGAGCUCUCCCAGCGCUCAAAAGCUUUUGCUUGAAAGUGAAGGAGUCGGCGAGUGAUGAUGGAGGAUCCAAUGAAAUUGUGUUAGAGGAUGACGUUCAUAAUCCACGGCCACUUUUCGAAAAAAUGGUUUCAUUCCCCAACUUGGAGGAACUCUCUGUAAAGUCCAUAGGAUGUCAGGAUUUGAAGUAUUUAUUUACAACUUCAUUUGUCAAAAGCCUUUUACGGCUCAAGAGACU
Hevea brasiliensis (rubber tree) is the source of this 3170-nucleotide messenger RNA. Its product is annotated as disease resistance protein RPS5-like. The record is from RefSeq and is a predicted model, not a curated record. Lineage: Eukaryota; Viridiplantae; Streptophyta; Magnoliopsida; Malpighiales; Euphorbiaceae. Gene Ontology annotation, molecular function: ADP binding. The transcript is spliced from 2 exons. The coding region runs from base 245 to 1822 and encodes 525 amino acids.